AACACAAGAUGGCGCCGUUGCCUUGUAUUGUGUCUCCCGUUUCCGUGUGACCCGGUACUAAACCCGCGCGAGCCGAAUCCACUUCCUCUUUCGCUCCUGCGCUACGAGGGCAGCCAUGGUGAACGUGCCGAAAACUCGCAGGACUUACUGCAAGAAGUGCAAGAAGCACCAGCCUCACAAAGUCACCCAGUAUAAGAAGGGAAAGGACUCCCUGUAUGCCCAGGGUAAGAGGCGGUACGAUAGAAAGCAGAGCGGCUACGGAGGCCAGACGAAGCCUAUAUUCAGGAAAAAGGCCAAAACCACAAAGAAGAUCGUGCUGAGGCUGGAGUGCGUGGAGCCCAACUGCCGCUCCAAGAGGAUGCUGGCUAUUAAGAGGUGCAAACACUUUGAACUGGGAGGUGACAAGAAGAGAAAGGGCCAGGUCAUCCAGUUCUAAGCUGGACCAUGGACUUUCUUUUGUGGUUGUUCAUCUGUCAAUAAAAGUUGUAUACAAAAAACCCGA
This is a messenger RNA of Ictalurus furcatus (blue catfish), 502 nucleotides long. It is a transcript of the gene rpl36a, whose product is annotated as ribosomal protein L36A. The transcript has 5 exons. Gene Ontology annotation, cellular component: cytosolic large ribosomal subunit; ribosome. The record is from RefSeq and is a predicted model, not a curated record. The coding region runs from base 116 to 436 and encodes 106 amino acids. NCBI's taxonomy places the organism in Eukaryota, Metazoa, Chordata, Actinopteri, Siluriformes, Ictaluridae. Gene Ontology annotation, molecular function: structural constituent of ribosome. Gene Ontology annotation, biological process: translation.